AGCCAUUUCUGUUUUUUCUUUCGCUUGUAAAAUAAAAAAAGUAUUUUUUAUACAAUUGUAAAUUCAAAUGUAUUAUAAUUUAAUUGAGUUAGAAAAACUUAAGUGGGUGUAAAAUAUAGAAUCGAUUCUAUAAUUAAUAAACUAAUUGUGUAUUGCACUUUGCAAUGAAGAGGUUUGUAUAAAUAUUGUGCGAGGAAAAAGGAUCCACAAUUUCAAAGGGCGUUUGAAACAAAAUAAAACUGAACCAAAAGUAAGCUAUUAAAGAAGUCCAAAAUGACACAAUACCUACCGCCAAAUUUAUUGGCACUAUUUGCCGCACGGGACCCCAUACCGUUUAUGCCGCCGGCUGAUAAGUUGCCGCAUGAAAAGAAAUCUCGAGGUUAUUUGGGUGUAGGUAAUUUCCUCAAUGACUUCGAAGACCCCAAGGAUACCCCACCACCCAAAAAGAUGGAGACACGCCAAGAGCGUCUCGAAAGGCGGCGACGAGAAAAAGCUGAACAGGUAGCGUAUAAACUGGAACGUGAAAUAGCACUUUGGGAUCCUCAAGAAAUUAAAAAUGCAACAGAAGACCCCUUUCGCACUUUGUUUGUGGCUCGUGUCAAUUACGAUACAUCAGAGUCGAAGUUGAGAAGAGAAUUUGAAAUUUAUGGUCCUAUCAAGAAAAUAGUUAUGAUCACCGAUCCGGAGACUGGUAAGCCCAAGGGUUACGCUUUUAUUGAGUAUGAACAUGAACGUGACAUGCAUGCUGCUUACAAACAUGCUGAUGGCAAAAAAAUUGAUGGUAAACGAGUGUUAGUGGACGUGGAAAGAGCUAGGACUGUUAAAGGAUGGUUGCCACGACGCUUAGGUGGUGGCUUGGGUGGUACUCGUCGUGGAGGCAACGAUGUUAACAUUAAACAUUCGGGUCGUGAAGACAACGAACGGGAACGUGAACGUUAUCGCUUGGAACGUGAAAGAGAAGAUCGCGAGAAUGCUCGAGUCAUUGAGAGAGGUGGUCCACGAUUUGGCGAAGGUGUUCGCCGUCGGUCACGUUCAAGAGAUCGUGUGCGAGAAAGAGAACGUGAACGACCCCGCCGUUCACGCAGUAGGUCACGUGAGCGUAGAAAGCGUCGCGGUAGUCGUGAACGCGAAUACGACGACUACGAAAGACGUGAUCGGCGUGAAAAAGAUCGCGAACGUGAUCGUGAACGCGAUCGCAAAAAGAAACGCUCCAAGUCACGCGAAAGAGAUCCAUCACGUGAACGACGCGAAAGAAAACGUGAACGACGUGACAAAGAACGUGAACGUGAUCGUCGUGACAGCAAGGAACGUAAGCCAGACUUCCGUGAAAUGGAUAUUAUAAAGAUUAAAGAAGAGCCCAUAGACGAUGGAUAUCCAACAUAUCCAAUGUACCCAACAGCCUCCAUAAAGCGCGAAACUGACGAAGAGAAAGAAGAAAAAUUCCGACCACCACACGAUAUGUUCAGUGUGCCUCCACCACCCAUACCUGGUCGUAGUGGAGCAAGUGGCUCCAAUGAGAAUGGUCAAAAUACCGGUGACAGCCAACAAUCAUGGUGGCAUUAAAACAAUCAUACAUAAUAUUGUUAGUCCUGUAAGGCUUGAAUUUCUCUAUUUGAACAUUAUUUAUUACAGUAACAUCAAUAACAACUUAACACCCACAAAAGAAAAUGGAAAUUGAUUGUUACAUUUAAAACGACAAACAAAAAAUAUUUUAUUAUGUAUCAUUUACAUUAGUUUCAAUUUGCUCCUACCAAUUUGGUAAAAACAAGAUUUGAUAGUUUUAGUUUUUUAACAGAAGACAAAAAAUGAAAUUUGAAAAUACUAUUUGAUUUUACUAAAUCUUUUUUUUAUUUGUUUUCAACAACCCUAGCCUGUAUUCCAUAAUCGGUUAUAAAAUGUUUUCUAUUGCUUUAUGUGAUAUAUACAUACCCAGAUGAGAUGUGUUCAAAAUUUACUUUUAAAUCAUAAAUAUAAGUGUUUUUUGGCACAAUCACCUAUACUUAUUAUAUAUGUUGUUGUUGUGAUUCUGCGAAAGUUCACAUUUUCGCAAAGUUAAAAACCGUUGAAGUCAAUUACCUUACUAUUGAAUAAGAAACUCAAAUGUGUUUUUAAAAAUAGAUUGUGAAGAAAUGUUAAACUGUUCUUAACAAUAAUAUGGAAGCCUAACAGGUGAAGCAAACCAAAACUUGCUUUUGAUAUAAAAUCAAGUAAUAGCAAAUUAAACUUAUUUUCAAUGUAUGGUAUAAAGUACUUAGCAUACCGGCUUGUUUUGUAAUUCUGGGUAUUUAUAUUACGUACAAUCUUCUUACUAUUAUUUAUACAAUUGUGUUUCAAAUUUCAUUUAAUUGUAAUGUUUUCUACAAAAAAUAAGCUUUUAAUUUUACAUAUUAAAAAAGAUUUUAAAUGUUCUUGAUUUUAUAUUCCUUAAAAAUAAUUCCUACCAUAAAAAUGCACAAAAAUAUGUGAUUUUCGGUGAUUUUUUAAAAGCUUAUUUUACAUAGAAAAAAAUCUUAUUCUUAAACAAAAAAAAAAAAUAGUUUAUAACAAAUGUAAGAAAUUUAAAUAUUAAGUAAUGAAUCCACAUUGUGUGUGAGUGUGAACAAAAACAAAAAGUAAGUAAAAAAAGAAAAAUAUAAGAAAAUAAACCUC
Molecule: messenger RNA, 2649 nt
Organism: Calliphora vicina (urban bluebottle blowfly)
Lineage: Eukaryota; Metazoa; Arthropoda; Insecta; Diptera; Calliphoridae
Gene: snRNP-U1-70K
Product: small ribonucleoprotein particle U1 subunit 70K
Exons: 2
Coding region: 274-1563 (429 amino acids)
Biological process (GO): mRNA splicing, via spliceosome
Cellular component (GO): precatalytic spliceosome; U2-type prespliceosome; U1 snRNP
Molecular function (GO): U1 snRNA binding; mRNA binding
Source: RefSeq, a predicted model, not a curated record